GAUGGCGGCGGGGGACGCGGAGCAAGUGCGGUACUGCGGGCGGUUCUCCUACCUCUGCCUCAAGCUCACCCUCAUCACCUACUCCACCACCUUCUGGGUGAUUGGAGCCCUUGUCCUCGCGGUUGGGAUUUAUGCAGAAGUUGAAAGACAAAAGUACAAAACUCUGGAAAGUGCCUUUCUAGCCCCAGCAAUUAUUUUAAUACUUUUGGGCAUUAUAAUGUUCCUGGUAUCUUUCGUGGGUGUACUGGCUUCUCUAAGAGACAAUUUAUGCCUUCUUCAAGCAUUCAUGUACAUUCUUGGUAUCUGCUUGCUGAUUGAGCUGACUGGUGGAGUGGUGGCCCUGAUCUUCAGAAACCAGACAAUCAACUUUUUGAACAAUAAUAUUAGAAGAGGAAUUGAGAAUUACUACGAUGAUUUAGACUUCAAGAACAUCAUGGAUUCUGUUCAAAAGCGGUUUAAGUGCUGCGGUGGGGAAGAUUAUAAAGAUUGGUCCCAAAAUGUGUACCACAACUGUGCGGCGCCGGGACCGCUGGCCUGCGGGGUGCCCUACACUUGCUGUGUCACAAAUAAGACAGAUAUUAUCAACACUAUGUGCGGAUACAAAACCAUUGACAAAGAGCGCUUGAGUGUUCAGCAUGUUAUAUAUGUCCGAGGAUGCACGAAUGCAGUGCUUAUUUGGUUUUUGGACAACUACAGCAUCAUGGCCGGUGUGCUGCUCGGCAUAUUGCUACCCCAGUUCUUGGGAGUGUUGUUAUCCUUGCUUUACAUAACUCGGGUGGAAGAUAUCAUCACCGAGCACAAGCUGAGCGAAAGACUGUUUGAAGAAGCGCAGCAGAGAUCUGCCCCCGAGUUUGCUGGAGCCGGCUGCUGCAUGUGUUACCCGGGGUGA
This is a messenger RNA of Haliaeetus leucocephalus (bald eagle), 889 nucleotides long. RefSeq names its product tetraspanin 15 (gene TSPAN15). The record is from RefSeq and is a predicted model, not a curated record. Bases 2 to 889 code for a protein of 295 amino acids. NCBI's taxonomy places the organism in Eukaryota, Metazoa, Chordata, Aves, Accipitriformes, Accipitridae. The transcript is spliced from 8 exons. Gene Ontology annotation, cellular component: membrane.